UUUUAUCUUAUGUUUAAGUGCAUGCGGUAUUAGUAACAAAAAUUUAAACCAUAUCGAUAUUACACUAUUUUGUUAAAACUUCAAUCGAUCAUAGCGACUUAAUGGUGCUUAACAUGCCGAGUGAGUGGAACAUUGAUAUUUAAAAUAAUAACAAAACUACAUUAAGCAAUCUGGACGAAAUUAACGCGUAUUUUUAUAUUUGUGUGCUUGAUAUAUGCUUGCACAACACAACUGUAAGAAAUUAAAACACCAUGGGAGCAAGUAAUGGCAAGGAAGAAAACAGCGACAAUAGUGGACCUAGCAAUUGUGAGCCAUGUCGAGUUGGUGAAGUUAAAAGAGAAGCUGAAGCGUUUUGUGUUCCAUGUGCAGAGUUUCUUUGUGUAGAAUGCGCACGUGAUCAUCGUAAAAAUAAGCUUACAAGAAACCAUGUAGUGUUAAAUGGAAAGGACAUGCCAGAUGAUUCAAGCGUUUUCAAAACUAUGAAAUCAAUGGUUUCUUGCCAGGAUCAUCCCGGAGAAGAGGUCUCUUAUAAAUGUAAGACACAUUCGAUUUUUGUCUGUCACAAAUGCUUCGCUGUGAAUCAUAGGAACUGCGAUGAAAUAACGGAGUUAAAUAGUGCGGCAAACGUCCACGAAAAUGAAUAUACGAGAACAGUUCUCUUGGAUAAGCUGAAAACUGUUCAUGACAUGACAAUUUCAACGAAACUGAGUAAGGAGGAAAACCUUAUGUUGCUUUUGGAAAAACAGAGACUACUGAAGCAAAAGAGAGACCGUUUUAUUAAACAUUUAAAUGAAAUUAGUGAGCAGCUAGAAAAAGAAACAGAAAAUCUUGUUCUGAAGGAAACCGAAGUCUUAGAAAAAGACAUCGAUGCAUGCAAAGAUAUAGAAAAAGAAGAAACACUAAAUCAGGAACUUGUUGAUAAUGUUGUAAGAUCUGAAAGCUCUGUUUGGUUAAAAGUUGUUUGUGAUUUAGUAGAUAAGGAAGUUGACCUAUUGAAAGACAAAACCAAUGAGCUACGCAAGAAAGAAACUGUUUCUUUACAGUUUAAACCAAAUCCAUACUUUCAGACAUUGAAAAAGAUACCUUCGAUUGGCGAUGUUCAAAUGAUACAAGGAGAGGCUCAACUUGAGUCUGAAAAUAAAUUUAAUUUAGAAGUAUCAAGUGAUGCAGUAGAAAUGUGACAGAUGAUGAAUCAUAAAAGAUAAAACCGUUGUUCACAUAAAAAAUACAAAACAGAAAAACAAUAUCAUCAAAUAUAUAUACACCAUUUUCUUUAUUAGGCGCUCGUAGAAUGUUAAGAUGCGAAUAGAUUCAGCCUAGAUAAACCUUGUUACUGUUCGACUGAUUUAAGUGGAACAGAGUGUCAUUUUAAACCAAACCUACUUUCUUGCCGAAGUGUGUGCGGAUUUAUGAAAGAUUCUUUUGGAGAUAAUUUCUCUCGAAAUGUCUACAGAACGCGAUGAUCUAUGAAAGAAAAUCACCACUUUUAAUUUGCGUGAAACCAUGUUACCGAUAUGAAUUUAAUGAUAAAUGUAUCUUAUGUACCUAUAAUUAUUUAUGUGAAUUAAAAGAAAACGAUAAAGUGGAGAUAUGAUGUGAUCAUGAUAUGAUAUGUUAUAUGUCAGUUGAUAGUAUGAAGUAUGACAAAUUAUCAGUUAUUAAGAUGUUCGUCUUUGUUCUUUACAUAAUAUUUCAUUGUGUUUCGCUCACAGACACUUGGGAUUUGGACCCCCACAUACCCCAUUCUCCUCCGCCACUGGUUAAGUUCGGCCAAUUUUUUUAGCAUUUUACCAUGUAUUGAGCAUAUGUGACGAUCAUAAAACGCAUUUUGUAACAUUUCAGCGUGUUUAAAAAAAAUGUAUUUUUUACCAUCAAUGCUCUCAAUAUUACAAGAUGUGAAACCACUGGCGCCAGACCAGAAAGAAAAUGCCUCUGUAGAUGUUAUACCCUACCCCUAGGUAUUCUGAACCAUGGUCAUGAAGGGGAAAAUAUACUAACCCGUUUUAGUCGCACAUUUCAUACCUAAAACACGCAGUUUGGUAAAUGUGUACUAUGGAUAUCAAACAAGUGGUAAUUUAUCUUCCAUUGUGUACCGGUCACAUUUCUUCAAUACUUCUUAUCUUAGAAAAACAGCGCGUAGUUUACAGCCUUUUCAACGUUUCACAAAAAAACUUGCUCGAACUUCCCUGAUGAAGUUCCGUUCUAGAUUACAAAAUAUUCUGAUUGGCUGUUGUGAAAAUGUAUGUCAAGCGUCAUUUUACUACACGUGUUCGCUAAAAUGUGAAAAUGCAGUAUAAAUGUGGAAAAUGAAUAAAAUAAACAGAACAGAUGUAGACCAAUGUAUGAUUUCAAAUUAAAUAUCAUAUACAAGAUGAAUUUCAUUCAUCAUUUCGAGUUUUGGUGUAAAAUUGUCAAUUUUUUAAAUUCUGUUUUUGUUUGUUUACAUUUUGCCUAACAUGUGCACACCGCCGUGACCUCUAGACCGGAUGUUCAUUAGGGAAGGUGACGCAAGUUUUUUCUGUAACGUUGACGAAAGCGUAAAAUAUGUUGAUUAUCUCAGAAAUAUGGAAUAUUGAGACAAUGUGACUGGUGCACGAUGGAAGAUAAAUUAUCGCUUGUUCAAUAUACUAUGUACCCAUGCACCGAACUGCACGUUUAAGCUGAGAAAGGUACGAUUGAAACGAGUCAGUAUAUUUUCCCGUUCAUAACCAUGGUUCUUAUAGAAUACCUAGGGGUGGGGUAUAACAUGUACAGAGGCAUUUUUUCUGGUCUGGCGCCAGUGUGUGAAACACCGCACGAACAAUGGAAACACUUGCUUGCGCUGGACCCUCGCUUUGUGUAGCGCAUGUCAUAAACUGGGUACCAAAAUUAAUACUCUUACGACCAUGUUAAACCAGAUUAUCACUUCUUUAUGUAAACAAACCUCGUGUAACAUGUACUGAAGAGAUAGUCCGGUAUAAUGUAGUCAAAACGGUAUUAAUUUUGGUACUCGGCAACGAUAUGCACAGUUCAAAGCAGGGAUCAAUUCGCAAGGAAGUGUUCCAUAGAAUUUCGAUUGAUUGAUUGAUUUAUUGUUCCUUCUCUUGAGAAGGAAUAUCUUAAUUCGGUAAGUCACACUUGACUGAGCUACUGAUAUCGAAAUCUGUUGUACUUGUAAUUACAAGCUGGCCAAUUAAACUCGGUGACCUUAGAAAUAACCUCUGACGUUAAACUAUUCUUUCUCAAUUGAGGCGAUUCUCUGACUGAACGCGUUCCAUGGAUUACAUAAUACUAAACCCGAGGAUGAGUGAUUGAUUCUUUUAUUUCCUCCAUUCUUGAAGAACAUGACAGAUGUACAUUCAGUCGACCAGAUAGACAUAUAUCAGCAAAUUUAAAUGUAAACACCCAAAUAUUAUCGUUACCUUCAAAUGCAUGGUUAAUAUUUGAAAACAAACCCCAUUGCGACCCUCUAAUUAUGCGCAUCAAAUUCACACAUCGAAUCAUAAUGGACUGACCGGGUCAAUGUCUUAUUGCCGUAUUUACUCUACUGAAAGUGGUAACAGAUUUAAUUUGUUGUUGGAUUUAACAAUUUAUGUUAAAUAACUAGCGUAAUUACUUACCUGACAGUUUUGGGCAGUAUAAAACAGACAUUGCAACCAAAAUUUUACAAGAUGAUCAUUUUAUAUUUAUAUAGAUGGGCGCCUAUAGAUGUGCCGUAGAAGGAACUUUUGCUAUGCUUUAACUUGUAAUAUUUAUUGAUUUCUUAUCGGAAUACAAAUAACAGUUGUCGGGACCGGUGUCAUUUGAGAGAAUGGUAACAGACCCGUCGAUUAAUACCAGUGUUUCAUUGGUAGGGGUUUAUUUAAAAGUUUAAUUGGCAGUUGUUUUCCUAGUGUUCGUGCGAUGUUUCAAAUCUUGUAAUAUUGAGAGCAUUGAUAAUAUGCUAAAAAAUAUUGGCUAAACUUAACCAGUUGCGGAGGAGAAUGGGGUGUGUGGGUCCGAACCCCAUGUGUCUGUGGUUUCGCUUUGUAUUUGUGUCAGGUAUUGCUAACAAACCGUAUCUAUAUUUUACUGCUUUAGGUUUGUUUAACAAAAACAUUUAUAAAUUCAUAAAUACGUGGAAUGUGAAAAGUGUAAGAUAUAUAUCAUUUAUGUAGCAUAUACAAAUAAAAACAUAUCGUUGGGUUAGAGCCAUAAGUGAAUAUCUGACAUUUUUUUCAGUUUUCACUAUUUUUCAUAUUUCAUUUUGUCUUGUAUUAUAUUUUAUUAUCUCAAAAUUUUAGGGUCAUAUUUUAAGUACUUUUUUAGAUAUCUACCAAGUUAAUGCGUAUGUCACAAAAUCUUGCGGGCCAGAUAUGAAUAAACACACUAUGUACCCGAAUAAUCCUAACUCUGUUCAGCGACCCUAACUCAGUGCCAACAUGGCUGACAGAAAGACGAUGUAAGUAGUUAAUUUCCUUGUCUUUUUUCAUGUUUUUAUGUAAGUAUGCAAUGUUAGCCUAAAACUUUUGAUAGCCAUAAUAUCCUGUAUUGAUAACAUGUUUUAUGUACUAAAUAUUUCAAUCGACAAGUCACAUUAUGUGGCUGGAAUUCAUUAAAAUGUACUAAAAGAA
Messenger RNA from Mercenaria mercenaria, 4592 nucleotides. Its product is annotated as E3 ubiquitin-protein ligase TRIM33-like. Gene Ontology annotation, molecular function: zinc ion binding. The record is from RefSeq and is a predicted model, not a curated record. The transcript has a single exon. The coding region runs from base 252 to 1181 and encodes 309 amino acids. Lineage: Eukaryota; Metazoa; Mollusca; Bivalvia; Venerida; Veneridae.